Arvicanthis niloticus (Nile rat) is the source of this 1880-nucleotide messenger RNA. RefSeq names its product chromosome 4 C3orf33 homolog (gene Miso1). Lineage: Eukaryota; Metazoa; Chordata; Mammalia; Rodentia; Muridae. The record is from RefSeq and is a predicted model, not a curated record.
GGAACAUGGCGCGGCCGCCCGCGAGCCUCGGGUCGCAGGCACCGGACCGCGACCGAGGGGAGGCCAACGUGGUGGCGCGGAUGUCGCAGUGGGCGGAUAACCAUCUGCGCCUUGUCCAGAACAUCAGCACUGGAAUGGCCAUAGCUGGGAUAAUAGUUCUAAUAAGGACUGUUCGGCUGACAUCAAAAUUUACAACCUCUUCGGAUAUUCCAGCAGAAUUUAUAAGAAAGAACGUUAAACUACGUGGCCGAUUACGGCGGAUAACUGAGUGUGGUCUAGAGAUUGAACAUAUACCUAUUACUUUACCUUUCAUAUCUUCAUGGAAACGAGAACGACGUGGAGCCCUGCUGGUUAAACUGGCUGGAGUAGAACUCACUGAAAGUGGGAAGGUGUGGUUACGGAAGGAGCUGAACCCGUCCCAGCUGCUGUGGUUCCAGCUCCUUGGAAAGGAGAACUCGGCACUCUUUUGCUACCUUUUAGUGAACAAGGGUGGAUAUUUUAACGUAAAUCUGAAUGAGGAGAUAUUGAGAAGAGGCUUGGGCAAAACCGUCCUUGUUAAAGGGUUAAAUUACGACUCAAAAACCCACUGGAAAAUUCACAGAAAGUUACUUAAAGCCGAAUUGACGGCCUUAAAGAAAGGAGAAGGAAUAUGGAAGGAAGAGUCUGAAAAAGAAAGUUAUUUUAGAAAAUUGAAAGAUUCCUGGAGAGAGAGAUGGACAAAGGACAAUGAUUUAAAAACAACUGGACCGGGUCUCAGCUCCACCAAAGAAGGUUAUUAUGACAGCCUGCGCAGGGCUUAUGGAAACUGGAAGGACAGCAUUGGCAACUACUCUUUAGUUCUGAAACUCAGAGAAUUUGUGAGCCGCUUACACUUUCGGAAGAAAGGAUGAAGUGUCUGGAACUGUGUGAGCACUUUUCAUUGAGGCAAAAUGGAAACUCCCUCAGGCGAACAAAAUCUAAGUCUCGUGGUACUCAUAACCACUGCUAACAUCAGAAUCAAUUUGAAUGUAUUAUGAGCAAUGUAAUAUACUUUUAGAAAGAAUGACAAAUUGUAAAAAGUUACCAGGUAGAAGAAUGUACACAUGUAGAACUAACAUUUUGUCUUUUUCUUUUUUUCUCCCCACCCCGUAGUGCCAGGGAUUGAACUCAGGCACUCUGGUCUAGCAGCAGGCCAUUACCAAGCUGUAUCACCAGCCCUAUAGCGCUAAUGUCUGAAGAGAAAGUUUAAGUACUGACUGUUAUAUUAGUUAUUUGGGGCAGCCAUAUUUAACAUUUUUUUUCACUUUUAUCAACUUUAUAAUAAAGAAGUUAAAAAUUUUUUUUUCUUUCUGAAGUCACUCUUUUUCUCUAGGCAUCUUUCUAGUUACUGCUGAGUUAGGACCACUGAUCCAAGAGGUAUGGCCACCAUUCCUCUUAACAAAUACAGCUACUUUCAUCCUGUUGUAAGAGGAUCCAUCUUAAGAUAAAGAUGAGGAUGGCAGCACAGAGAUCAGAAAAGAUCUUUAGGACAUCACUGAGCUCCUGAACUCACCAAAUCUCUAGCUACCCUGUCUUCCAACUCCUAGUUACAUGAGAGUAAACUGCCUUGGUGGUAAAGUUGGAGUUGGGCAUGGUGGCACACACCUGCGAUCCCAGCACUUGGUAAGUAGAGACUGGAGGAUAAAAAGUUCAAGGAUACCCUUGAUUCAUACUGAAUUCAAGACCAGUUUGAGCUAAUUAAUAUGAGAGUUUACCUAAAAAUCAGAAAUAUCAAAAGCAAAAACACCCCCCAACCUCUUUAAUGUAGUAAAAUCUUCCUGUCUGCCUAGAGCCAAACCCAGGAACUUAAAGAACGUCUGGCAUUUCCUUGGAACUGGUUAUGAGAGUGGGAUGGUCUAGGG